This is a messenger RNA of Zasmidium cellare ATCC 36951, 636 nucleotides long. RefSeq lists its product as uncharacterized. The coding region runs from base 1 to 636 and encodes 211 amino acids. Lineage: Eukaryota; Fungi; Ascomycota; Dothideomycetes; Mycosphaerellales; Mycosphaerellaceae. The transcript is spliced from 2 exons. Gene Ontology annotation, molecular function: O-methyltransferase activity; S-adenosylmethionine-dependent methyltransferase activity. The record is from RefSeq and is a predicted model, not a curated record.
AUGUCUAUCACACACGAAGAAAUCGCAAAGACCAUCAGAGAAGCCCAGGAUGAAAUCAUUCCUACCAAUCCCCAACUCGACUUCGCCCUUAGCAACUCCACCGCCAAAGGCCUUCCACCGAUAGCUAUUGGACCAGCGCAAGGACAGUUCCUCUCUAUUCUUUGCAAAUCCAUCCAGGCCAAGAAUAUUCUCGAAGUUGGAACCCUCGGCGGUUACUCCACCCUGUUCUUCGCAUCCUCCGUUCCUGGCGUCCAAGUCACCACCCUCGAACUGCGCGAGCACCACCGCGACGUGGCGCUGGAGAACCUCAAGGGCCUUGACAAUGUGGAGUCACUCCUUGGUCCAGCUCUCGAUCUGUUGCCCAAGCUUGCAGAGCAAGGCAAGGUCUUCGACUUCAUCUUCAUCGAUGCAGACAACGCCAACCAAGACAAGUACUUUGACUGGGGCGUGAAGCUCGUCCGGCCCGGGGGGAUCAUCUACGUCGACAAUGCCAUUCGACGCAUAACAGACUGGGCGAGAGACGAGCCGACGAGGCUGAACUUGAUCGAUCAGGUAAAGGGUGAUAAGAGGGUGAGGGCGAGUCUGAUCCCAACCUUGAACUAUGGAAGCUCAUCUUCAUCACUUCUUCCCGGGUAA